CAUCGCGUUUUGGCGCCAGGGGCGGAGCCGGCGGGAGCGCGAGCGCGGCGGGCCCGGCCUGCGCCCCUCCACCCUCUGCUCCGCGGGUUCGCGCCCCGGCCCCGAGCAGCCUCUGGUCCCGUCCCGCCGCCCCUCGCCCCCGCGCAGCCGGCCCCGAGCGCAGGGAGCCCCGGGCAGGGCGCGCUCCGCGCUCCCCAGCGCAGGCAGCAUGGCGGCCCCCCCGGCGGGGCUGGAGGACGCGGAGCUGCGGGAGGCGCAGCGCGACUACCUCGACUUCCUGGACGACGAGGAGGAUCAGGGGAUUUACCAGAGCAAAGUCCGGGAUGUGAUCAGUGACAAUCAGUAUCGUCUGAUUGUCAGCAUCAAUGACCUGCGGAGGAAGAAUGAGAAGAGAGCCAACCGGCUCCUGAGCAAUGCCUUCGAGGAGCUGGUCGCCUUUCAGCGUGCCUUGAAGGACUUUGUUGCAUCCAUCGAUGCCACGUACGCUAAGCAGUAUGAGGAGUUCUACAUCGGGCUCGAGGGCAGCUUUGGUUCCAAACACGUGACGCCCCGGACGCUGACAUCCUGUUUUCUGGGCUGUGUGGUCUGCGUGGAGGGCAUUGUGACAAAAUGCUCUCUGGUACGUCCGAAGAUCGUCCGCAGCGUCCAUUACUGCCCUGCUACCAAGAAGACCAUUGAACGCCGAUACACGGACAUGACGACUCUCGAAGCUUUUCCAUCCAGCUCUGUCUACCCCACUAAGGAUGAAGAGAACAAUCCCCUGGAGACGGAAUUUGGCCUCUCUGUCUACAAGGACCAUCAAACCAUCACCAUCCAGGAGAUGCCUGAGAAGGCCCCAGCUGGUCAGCUUCCUCGCUCUGUGGACGUUAUUCUGGAUGAUGACCUGGUGGACAGGGUGAAGCCUGGGGACCGAAUCCAGGUUGUUGGAACUUACCGCUGUCUGCCAGGGAAGAAGGGGGGCUACACAUCAGGGACAUUCAGAACCAUUUUGAUUGCCUGCCAUGUGAAGCAGAUGAGCAAAGAGGUUCGGCCUCUCUACUCUGCCUCUGAUGUGGCCAAGAUCAAGAGAUUUAGCAAAAGUCGCUCAAAGGAUGUCUUUGACCAACUCUCGAGGUCUCUGGCCCCCAGUAUCCACGGGCAUGAGUAUAUCAAGAAAGCGAUUCUCUGCAUGCUGCUUGGAGGGGUGGAAAAGGUCCUGGAGAAUGGGAGCCGCAUCCGAGGAGACAUCAACAUCCUGCUGAUAGGAGACCCUUCAGUCGCCAAGUCUCAGCUGCUGCGUUACGUGCUCUCCACAGCCCCCCGGGCCAUCCCCACCACCGGUAGGGGCUCCUCCGGGGUUGGUUUGACUGCUGCCGUCACCACGGACCAAGAAACCGGUGAACGCCGCUUGGAAGCUGGAGCCAUGGUCCUGGCUGACCGGGGCGUGGUCUGCAUUGAUGAGUUCGACAAGAUGUCAGACAUCGACCGCACGGCCAUCCAUGAGGUGAUGGAGCAGGGCCGCGUGACCAUUGCCAAGGCAGGCAUCCAUGCCAGGCUCAACGCCCGCUGCAGUGUGCUGGCUGCAGCCAAUCCUGUCUACGGCAGGUACGAUCAGUACAAAACUCCCAUGGAAAACAUUGGCCUUCAAGACUCCUUGCUGUCCCGAUUCGAUCUGCUCUUCAUCGUCUUGGAUCAGAUGGACCCUGAGCACGACAGGGAGAUCUCGGACCACGUCCUGCGAAUGCACCGGUAUCGAGGACCUGGCGAGCAGGAUGGGGAUGCCAUGCCCCUGGGCAGCGCAAUAGAGAUCCUGGCUACGGAUGAUCCUAAUGUGGUGCAGGAGGAGGACCAGGAGCUACAAGUGUAUGAAAAACACGACAACCUUCUGCAUGGCCCCAAGAGGCACAAAGAGAAGAUAGUUAGCAUGGAGUUCAUGAGAAAAUACAUCCAUGUGGCCAAGAUCAUCAAGCCGGUGUUGACCCAAGAGUCAGCGAAUUACAUAGCGGAGGAGUACUCCCGCCUCCGCAGCCAGGACCAGAUAAGCUCCGACAUUGCCAGGACCUCCCCUGUCACGGCCCGUACGCUGGAGACGCUGAUCAGGCUUUCCACGGCCCACGCAAAGGCCAGGAUGAACAAAACGAUCGACCUGCAGGACGCGGAAGCUGCCGUAGAGCUGGUGCAGUUCGCCUACUUCAAAAAGGUGCUGGAAAAGGAAAAGAAACGCAAGAAGCAGGCGGAGGAUGAUACAGAGACUGAAGAGGAAGAGGAACCAGAUGGUGGGGAGAGAAAGAAAAAGAGGAGGAAGAAGGCGCACCCUGGGGAUCAGGAAGCGAAAGAGGGGGAGUCCUAUGACCCCUAUGACUUCAGUGACACAGAAGAGGAAAUGCCAGAAGUCCAGGCACAUACCCCAAAGACCCCUGAACCUGCGGAGACUGGAGGGAGCAAAAAGACCGAGUUGGCUGACUCAAGGCUGAAAGCUUUCAAGGCUGGUCUUCUGGAGGUGUUCAGAGCUGCCCAUGCGCAGUCGGUGGGUCUGAAGAGCCUGAUGGAGUCCAUCAACCUGGAUAACCCUGACCCCUUCUCGGCAGCUGAAGUCAAGGUGGCAUUGGAGCGCAUGCAAGACGAUAACCAGAUCAUGAUGUCUGAUGACAUUAUCUUCUUAAUCUGAGCUUCGGGGUGGGAGAUGCCAGGUUCUCAUGAAUUGGAGUUGGAAACGCUUCUCCUAUGAGUCCUCAGGCCCAUCCUGAAUGCAUUACUUGGCAGAACCGAACUUUCUGCCACUUAUAGCCCAAGCUGGAAUUGGCAAACUCUGCAGCUGUAGCUCUGUACUGUCUCAUGGAGUUUGAGAAGAAAUAAAGAAGCUGGUUCUUGAAGGCCUGGGGAUCCAAAGUCUGUUUUGAUUAGUUUGAUUCCAAAACCAUUGGAGUGUUUUUGUUUUUAUGAGUAGCAAAAAGCCCUUAAGUACAAAUUACUUGUCUUCUAAAUGUGCUUUAGGUGAGUCUCAGCUGUAUGCAAUCUCUAACGAGCUUCAUUCAGGACACAAUAGUUGAGGCUGAUUUGAGAUUUUUAUCUCCAUGUGGAGAGCUCAGGAUACAAGUUUUUGCUGUACACUUUCACGUAGCAUAGAUUUCUCAUUCUGAGGUGGUCCUUUUAAACCCCUCCUCCAUUUUUUAAAUGUCUGCCUAAAGUGUAAUUUUUACUUUUUUUACAAUGGCAAUGCACAAAUUCACCAUUUGGUGGCGACAGUUUUAUAAAUUCUCAUACUUUCAGGUUUUUAAAUGGGAUAUUAAUAUGCACUUAGUCAGGAAAAUGACUGUCAAAAUGACAUUGGGUUCCAUAAUCUCUAGUGAUUCGAGACCUGAAUCUGAUUCAUUUACAAGUCAAGAUAAUUUGUCCUUUUCCCUGAAUACAUAUGCUGCAAACUCAACCUGAGCUGUGAUAUUUGGACCAUUUUGAACAAUGAUUCUACAAUUGGAUUUUAAUUGAUGCUCCCAGGAGUAGGCAGGUUUGACUUGGCAGAUGUGAUUAAAGGCUCUUCCUGCUGUGCAAUGUUAGACUUGAUGGUAGGUAAGAGAAGCCAAGGAUGAGUGAAUCUCACAGCCCUAUCUGGAAUUUCAAAACCAGAUUGGUGACACAGUUUGGAACUGUUGAGCUGGUAACCUGUUUCAAUACCAGAGUUCUACAUAUCAAGGAAUUUAAGGCUGCAGAGUUUCUAAGGGAUACAUGUGGUUCCAGAUCUCUGUCCAGAGUUCUCAUCCAUGUUAAGUCUUCCUGUAGAAUGAGUAGAACAAGACACAUGAUACAUUGAAAGAACAAUGUCUAAUUGUUUUAGAUGCUUUUGAGCCUAGGUCCCAUUAAUUUUCAAAGGGAUUUAAGCACCAAGUCCCACUUAAAGUUAACAGGACUCAAGCACAUAUGAAAACUUUACCCAGCAACUCCAUAAGUACUGUCAGCUGAAUUAGUGCUCAUUUCUAUCAGUGUUCUCCAGGGGCAAGCAGAGAAGGAUGCAAAGUGUUACUAACUCCCUUUUGCCCAGUGAUUUGUAAGACUGAAGGUUUGGACUUCUGCAUUAUAUGGUGUAAUAGGUUUAUACACAGAGAGAUGAUAUUGAUAGAAAGCUCUAAAACCAUAUGCCCAGAGUUGUGUCAGAUGACUUGUGUAUAAUGGAACCUGUCCUGAGUAAUUUUCUCAUGGUGCCAAUGCCUGCCUAGCAGCGUUGGUGCAAGGUCUAUCAGAAUUGUAAUAGUAACUCUCCGUAAAGGGCUCUCAGCAGGAGUGGAUGUUGAAAGUGGUCCUUACUGUUUCACACUCUGUACAGCUAAUACUGCUUUUUCCUUUGUGUAAUUGGCAUCUCAGUCUUGUGUUCAGUGAUGGGGAUGCUACAAUACUUAUUCAAAUAAUAAAAUGUCAAGAUCA
Molecule: messenger RNA, 4395 nt
Organism: Caretta caretta (loggerhead turtle)
Lineage: Eukaryota; Metazoa; Chordata; Testudines; Cheloniidae
Gene: MCM3
Product: minichromosome maintenance complex component 3
Biological process (GO): double-strand break repair via break-induced replication; DNA strand elongation involved in DNA replication; mitotic DNA replication initiation
Cellular component (GO): nucleus; MCM complex
Molecular function (GO): ATP hydrolysis activity; ATP binding; single-stranded DNA helicase activity
Source: RefSeq, a predicted model, not a curated record